AUGUCUUCGUCGCUCUUCUUUGCGUACCCGCAGAUUGCCGUGAUCCCCAACUCGGGCAUUCUGGGCCUGACGGCGUACGCCUUUGCCACCGUUGUGCCGCUCUGGGCGUUCGCCCUGCUCGGUCCGUUCAUGCGCCGCGUCUGCCCCGAGGGCUUCACCAUGGCGCAGUAUGUGCGCGUGCGCUUCGGCUGGCCCGUCGGUGUCCUCCUCGCCGUGAUCUUCUGCGGCUUCAUGCUGUGCUUCAUGAUCGUCGAGCUCAACACGUACGGCUCUGUGGUGAACCUGCUCGGCGGCGUCAACUCGACGGUCGCCGCGCUCGUCGUGGCGAUCAUCACGACGAUCUACACCGCCUACGGCGGCUUCAAGGCGUCGCUGUGGACGGACAACGUGCAGGCCAUCGUGAUCAUGAUCUUCAUCAUCAUCGGCGGCGCCGCGAUCGGCACGCGCAUCGAGAUCAGCCAGGAGCGCAUCGACUCGAGCGGCCUGCUGACGGCGAACCGCUUUGGCGGCCAGCUGUUCUUCAUCCUGCCUGCGGCGCUCAUCUUCAGCCAGAUGUUCAACCAGGGCUUCUGGCAGCGCACCUUUGCGUCGAAGAACAACAAGACGCUCUACCUCUCCGUCGGCCUGGCCACACUGCCGCUCUUUGCCAUCUGCUUCCUCGUCGGCAUGACGGGCCCGCUUGCGCAGUGGGCCGGCCUCUUCGACGGCGUCACCGCCGAGGACGACGGCUCGAGCAACUUCUUCUACAUCAUCGCCACGCUGCCCAACUGGGUGCAGGGCCUCGUGCUCGUGCUUGCCGGCGCACUCACGAGCUCGGCGUACGACACGCUGCAGAGUGCCCAGAUCAGCACCAUCCAGAACGACGUCUUCAUGGGCCGCGUGAACCUGUGGUGGUGCCGUCUGAUCCUCCUGGCAAUCAACGUGCCCGCCGUCGUGCUUGCCGUGCGCAACGUCGACAUUCUGCAGGUGUUCCUGAUCGCCGAUCUUGGCGCCGCUGCCGUCCUGCCCGGCACGCUUCUCGGCCUCAUCCCUUCGCUUCACUUCCUCAACGGCCUGGACGUCUUCGUCGGUGGCUGCGGCGGCUUCUUCACCGUCUUCGCUGCGGGCAGCGUCUACUACCGCGAUGCCGUGCAGGGCGGCAAGCUCAUUGCGCUGCCGCUCGGCCUCUACGUGGGCGGCGACGACUACUCGGUGCUGCUGGCCUUCUUUGCUGCGCCGCUCGGCUCGCUGGGCUUCACCCUCGCCUCGGCGGGCGUGCGCAUUGGCUUCAUGUGGCUGCUCGCCAAGCGCCGCGGCGAGCCCUUUGUCCUGGAGCGCCGCACCUGGAACGCUGCCGAGUUCGCGCUGCCCGAGGACCGCCCGGCCGUGGACUCGCGCGACGACAGCGUCAAGGAUGCCUAG
Tilletiopsis washingtonensis is the source of this 1401-nucleotide messenger RNA. RefSeq lists its product as hypothetical. Gene Ontology annotation, cellular component: membrane. The record is from RefSeq and is a predicted model, not a curated record. NCBI's taxonomy places the organism in Eukaryota, Fungi, Basidiomycota, Exobasidiomycetes, Entylomatales. The transcript is spliced from 6 exons. Bases 1 to 1401 code for a protein of 466 amino acids. Gene Ontology annotation, biological process: transmembrane transport. Gene Ontology annotation, molecular function: transmembrane transporter activity.